Molecule: messenger RNA, 6659 nt
Organism: Schistocerca nitens (vagrant locust)
Lineage: Eukaryota; Metazoa; Arthropoda; Insecta; Orthoptera; Acrididae
Exons: 3
Coding region: 1284-3047 (587 amino acids)
Biological process (GO): positive regulation of gene expression; regulation of transcription by RNA polymerase II
Cellular component (GO): core mediator complex; nucleus; mediator complex
Molecular function (GO): transcription coregulator activity
Source: RefSeq, a predicted model, not a curated record
UUGUUUUCAAGUUUUAAAAUCGUAUAGGUUAUUGCGAACUCUCGUGAAACACACAAUGACGUCACGUUCGUCAGUUUUCGGCACCCAUCGGGAACUGGGAUUAUACUCCCAGAAUUCCGUAGUAGCAGAUGUCCGCCAUAAGUGCUUGGUACUGUAUGUAGGAAAGGAUCGUGUCAGUAGGAGUCCCAGUACGGCCUCAUGCAGCAUUCUCCUUCGGAGAUCAAGGAGAAGUUACUGAGGGCACUGGAUAAGGAAUACAAUGUAAGGUUUUAAAUACUGUCGAAACACAUGAAACACCGAAAUUAAUAAAAAUUACGAAGAAACUUAGCUAAAUGCGCUGUGAAAGUGGCGUGUCUGACUCCAACUUGUGUUAGUUUUCCACUAGCUAAGGUAGAAAUACACCCAUAUCAGACAAGAAUUCCUUAACGGCAGUACCAUAAAUAUAUACAGCUUCAUUCAGAAGCGUGAUUUUGCUUAACAUAGUGGAAGAGACGUCAAAUUUCGUGUGUGGAAAUUGGGUACACGGAGCUGUAAGAGGACAGUGUCUAGCCUAGACCUCCUCCUUACGCGGCACGGCGCGUGCGCACUGGCCAGUGGAGCAUGGCCCGUAACAUGUAAACUCAAGGCAUUCACGUUGACUCAUAUUUCAUACUGACAGCGUAUUAAACUACGUUUAAUCCCCAUAAAGUGUUAUGGAGCCGUUAAAAGUAACGUGCAAAGGAUAAUGAACCUAACAGUUGCUAUAUUCAUUGUAAUGUGCGGUGUUUUGGCAUUAUGAUAAGUGAAACGUGCAAGUGAAGUAUUGUGUGUUCUCCGUUUGUGGAUAAAAACUGUGUUAAUUACGUAAAUAAAGUGAUUUUGUACAAAGUAGAUGCUCCCACAGAAGAUUCCUUUCAUGCAUCAUCCAGAUUUACUGUGACGUGCCUUGUAUCCUUCUUCCGUUUCAACGUUUAAGGGAUGUUCUCAAACUCAUGACUUCAAAAUCAUAUUUCUGUGUGUUUCUCUAAUCUCAGGUAAUUGUGAACACAAGUGUGCGAAAAGCUGUGUAAUUGAUUUGCGCCGAUGCCAGAGUGAAUUGCUUAAAAGGAAAAAAAAAAAAAAAAGUUCGAAACUACUUUUGUACUGAUGCAUUUGAAUAUUGCAGAUUACUUCAGGUUAUUAAUUAUGGCGCUGUGGAAGAAGUUAUUGGACUGCUGGAAAACACUCCAGUUACAAAGGAGGUGCUUGAGACUACACGGCUGGGACGAUACAUCAAUGAACUACGAAAGAAGACAACCGACGAAAUGCUUGCAAAACGUGCCAAAGGUCUGGUUCGUCAGUGGCGUCACAUGAUCAUGCCGGAGCGACAAAGUCCUGCACAUAGAGUGAACGGUGCGAGUGUUGGUGCAAGUGCGUGUGCCAGUGCAGGAGCAAGUCCAGUACAAAGUGCACCCACACCUGGACACGGAGCUAGCCCGGGACCCCAUUCACCAGCAGGCUCUCCCGGUCGACCUCCACACCAUGCAGACUCUGUACCGAGGACCAUUGCCGCCAACAAGCGGCUCCGAAAAGAUGACUCGGAAGAAGGUCAGCCUCCAGCGAAAGUCGCACGACAAGUGAAUGGCGGGCUCGAAACAGACAAUCCUAUAGAAAGUGUCCCUGCCGUUAAAGGCUCGGCGACGACUGGUAGGCGUCGCCGUGCUCAUCGUUCAACUAACUGUCAUAAUGACGACAUAGUCAAAAAGAAAUUGGCUUCGGCAGCUCGAGCACUGCGUGUGAAGACUACUCAGGAACUGCUGGCCGGUCUGAGUUCUUGCACCAGCAGUGGAUCGUACACGCCUUCGAGUACGAUUCCGGAGCCAAAACCGGUAUCUCCCGCAUUGCACGCACGGGCGUCUCCGGCAAUACGGCAGCCCUCGUCUCCGGCUUUGAGGCAGCCCCUGUCUCCUGCGGUGAGGCAGCCCGUGUCUCCUGCGGUGAGGCAGCCCGUGUCUCCUGCAGUGAGGCAGCCCGUGUCUCCUGCGGUGAGGCAGCCCGUGUCUCCGGCGGUGAGGCAGCCCGUGUCUCCGGCGGUGAGGCAGCCCGUUUCUCCGGCGGUGAGGCAGCCCGUUUCUCCGGCGGUGAGGCAGCCCGUUUCUCCGGCGGUGAGGCAGCCCGUUUCUCCGGCGGUGAAGCAGCCCGUUUCUCCGGCGGUGAGGCAGCCCGUUUCUCCGGCGGUGAGGCAGCCCGUGUCUCCAGCAGGGAGGCAGCCCGUGUCACCGGCGGUGAGGCAGCCCGUGUCACCGGCGGUGAGGCAGCCCGUGUCACCGGCGGUGAGGCAGCCCGUGUCACCGGCAGUGAGGCAGCCCGUCUCUCCAGCACUGAGGCAACCUCUGUCUCCUGCAGUUGUGACCCCAGUGUCUCUGGUAGUGCGGAAGCCGGUAUCUCCUGUAGUGCGGAAACCGCUGUCACCUGUAGUGCGACCUCAUCAGCUACAAGUACAUUCUAACACCGCAGGUGUUCCACCCCAUGAACCUGUAUCUCGUACCCUGUGUACGUCACCUGCCCCAUCUGUACCAACUCCCUCCCCGACACCACCACUCAGAGACGAUGUCGGUACUGCUGUCAUCAGUAUGCCAUCUGUGAAAACUGCUAGUACACAUUUGUCCUCGGUGAAGCGGGUACGCCAGUCUCGAAUCGAUGCGAGCUCUGUUCCCGCAGCCCAAACUGUAAAACCUCCCCCUCCUGCACCGUCGCCCACUCCCUCACUUUCACUGUCACCAACUCGCUCAGUGUCGUCACUGCUGAACGCUGUCAGUGAUUCCACCAGAUCGGGUGAUAUCUGUGCUCAGAUUGCAGAAAUAAUGUCUAGGCUUCCUCCAAUUGAUGCCUCUGCAGUGUGUCGAGAGGAGACCUCACCGUCUGUCCAUUGCGAUUACCGAGCAGAAGAUCUUCUGGAUGGCGAGAUAGACGGUGUGACUGGAAAUGUGUCUCACGAUGGCAAGUUUAGAGAAUGGCACGAGUGUGUAUCGCGGACGACUGCAGCUGGAGAGUUGCUUCAUAUACUACCGUAUACAAUUAUAGACUAAGAUGAUUUGGUUGAUUUGGCUGUUAUAUUGUUGCAUGUCACGGAUACUGAGUAGUGACGUGUACGGAAUAUGAAAUAUGCGCACCUGUGACUGAUAACCGUGACUGCGCCAUUGGCUGUGGUAUGCUAGUCGUCACGCAGACUGGCAAAUGGACCGUAAUUUUGUGAAACUGCAGCCAUGACUUGUGUAAUUAUGGUGCUGUCUGGGGUCUGAAGGAUAGAAAUAAAACAGCGAUAUCAGGGAUUUGUGCAUUUGCCUAGUUAUGGUACAGUAUGUGCCGUGUGCACAUGGCUUGUGAUAAUUGACAUAAAGGGCAUCCCCGUCCUGUAUUUGCAACCUCACAUUUUCCGUACGCUGGGAAGUCAAGUACCCUAUAUUUAAUUGGAUAUCGUUGCCAAAUGUAGGGUUACUGUUAAUAUUGUAUAGGCUACACUGCCCAAUGUUGAUUUGUUGUAAGCAUCAACUUAAUACAUAUUUACUAGUGAGUCCGAUUGUAACUCAGAGUUUUGUACAGUUGCCUGUGCCUUUUACUAGUUGCCUGUCAUUCACUGGAGGAAUGAUUUAGUACUUAGAUAUAUUUAUACUUCAUUUUUUAUUUAAUGAUAUGCUUCAGUUCUUCCAAGUGAAUUACUUGCAAGAAUCAAGUUUUUGGUAACAGUAUUUGAAACGUAUCAAGCCAGAAUUCAUAUAGCUACUUAAACUGCAUACAACGAGAUGAAGAAUGCUUACAUUUGUCACCUUUCAUUAUUACCAUUAACACCAGCCAGUGAUGUUAAAGAUACUUAAUUAUGUAGUUUUUAACGUUUAUUCAGUCCUCCGUUGUGGAGAAAUAAAAAACCUGUUCCAAUCAAUAAGCAACACCAACAAACCAAGUUUUUGUAAUUUGCAUGUCAAAAGGUGCCUGCCAUUCAAUUCUAAACUGAAAGAAAAGUGUUUUCCUUGCAUAAACGCAUGUGGGCUGACAAGCUUGAGUAUUUGGAACUCUUUGUUCUGUUAUGUGGCAAUUUUCUGUUGGAAGACUGUUAGUAUGUCAUGCCACAUCAUUGGUGAUAAUGAUUCAUAAUAUAAAGUUCCUGAGAUACUUCCCAGAAUUUUGUAUCACAAGUUAUCAGUGUAUUCAUUGUCAUAUAAUGAAUUCUGCUACAUUGAUUUAAAAAGAUAAUUUAAAUAUCAGCUGCCCAUAAUAGCUACAGCAUGUUUCUGUUACUUUUUCUUUUCCUUCUUCUUCUUUCUUGUUAGGUUAAAUGUGACCAUUGUGUUAAAGUGCCAUCAUCCCCGACUCAUUUUAGCAAAUAAACUUUCAAUUGAUGCUGUAUACUUCCAUUUUGUGCAGAAAAGUCUAUGUUUUAAAUUAAUGUCAUAAACUGUUAAUUUGUGCUAAAUUUUGAUGUAUGAAAGAAAAAAAUCUCAGUUUUACAGUCUCAAUAUAUGGAACAGAAUUCUAGGAGGAGGGAUUCAGAAAACUUGUUCCAACUCUGUAAUGCAGACAGUCCAACAGUUACAAAAGAGUAUAAAUAUGUUGCUUACGUUUUGUUGUUGGAAUAUUUCUAGCAGGCCAAUAAUUUUAAGCCCAUUAUGUUGUUGCAUUCGUGAGUUAGCCAAAGCUUUAAUAUUCAACCAUGAUAAUCAAAAUGGGCAAUAUAAAGCAGCUCCUGCGGUUAACGUUGUGCUGAAAAUUAUGUACUUGUUGAGCUAGCAUUACUGUUCUCAUGAUACUGUGAUAAAGAUUAUUUGUAUUUAAACUGUACAUAGUAAAUAGAAACUUAUCAGUUUAUGUUAUGGAAUUGAUUAAAUAUUUUUCUAAUGGCAAGGUAGAUGUUUUCCUUUACAGUAAAUCAGUUUAAAUUGUAGCUUAAUUUCUUUCAGUUCAACUGAGGUGUCACUGUAGACUCGGCAUUUUAGUUAUUACAUAAGAAAUAAUUUAAAAUUUCUCAGUGACUAGUAAUGUAAGACCUACAUAACACAGCAGAUGUGUGGCCUCCCUCCCCCCUACUUACCACCUCCCUCCACUUCUCCCCAGCUAUACCUGUUCACUUCAGCACUUCACCCCUCUACUCCACCCUUUCACUCCACCAUUUUAUCCCUUCUGUCACUCUUUUACUCCACCACUUCUCACUUUUUGCCCCUGCUUCACUCCACCACUUCUCAUCUGUCCCCCUGCACUCUAUCACUUGUAAUCCGUCCCCCUUCACUCCACCACUUCCCAUCUUCUUUCCCUCCUUCACUCCACCACUUCUCACCAUCUGCCCCCCUUCAUUCCACCACUUCUCAUCAUCUGCCCCUCUUCAUUCCACCACUUCUCACCAUCUGCCCCCUGUCAUUCCACCAUUUCUCACCAUCUGUCCCCCUUCACUCCACCAUUUCUCACCAUCUGUGUCCCCCUUCACUCCACCAUUUCCCAUCUUCUUUCCCUGCUCCACUCCACCACUUCUCACCAUCUGCCCUCCUCCUCCUCCCCCCCCCCUGCCCCCUUCACUCCACCACUUCUCAACUUUUGCCCCCGCUUCACUCCACCACUUCACCUUUUGCCCCUGCUUCACCCCACCACUCUGCAUCACUGUUCGCCAUCUGCCCUCCUUAGAAUACAACUUCUCUGUCCACUUUUCUCAUGCCACUAUCUAAUUUUUACCCCACUUUUCCCAUGUGCCUCCACGUAGUAGUCCCCCCCACCUCUCUCUCUCUCUCUCUCUCUCUCUCUCAUCCUGGGCAGCUUUCUUAAUUCAGUUUGGCAGGUCACUGCUUCAUGGAACAUAAGUUUGUAAAAUCACUUCUACAUCUUGUGAUAAAUAGUUCCAAGGUACUGAUACAAAAGACUGACAUUGUAUGUUUAUAUUACAGAAAAUUCUGAGAGACAUCUCACUUUUUAGAUUGUGCCUUAAAACUGGUUGUAAAUGAUGACAUCAGUUUUAGAAUAUUUGUAUUUAACUGUGAUAACGUCUGUCUUAUUGCUGUAUGCUUGACUUUAGAACUGCUGCCACAAUUCAGGCACUUCCUAUGUUAAAACAUUUUUCUUCAUAUGCCACACUGCUGUAUGUAGGUUAAAAUGCUAGAUUGUGAGUUGUAUACAGUUGUACUGUAAAAAAACAGUGUACAUUCUAUUUGCUAGCAGUUUCUUGUCUGCACUGUUUGAUUUUCAUAAUAAUGAAUGUAUUAAGCAUAUAUUCAGAAGCUGGGUUGAAUAUUGAUAUAGGGAAAGUAAAAACAAACAUUACCACUUAAGUACAAAGUCAGAAUGUAAUUCCUUAAAAUAGACUGCCAGAAUUUUUGCAACAGCAGAGGCAUUUGUUAGAUAUUCAUAGCAAGGUGAAAAUGCUCUGGAAUUCAAACUCCAGACACUGAGUGUUGCUAUACAGUUCAGCUAAUGUUUCCUCCUCCCUUACCUCCACUCUGUGUUGGUUAAAAUUUUAUUUUUAAUCAUAUCAGAAUAUUUUCUUCAUUCCAUAUUUGUAGGUAUUAGUAAUUUCUGCACCCAGAUGAUUUGUGUUCCUUCAGAUAUGUUAAUUUUUAAGAUCUAGAAAGUGAUUUUGGAAGUUUUUUCUAAGUGUUUUGCUAUUGUUAUUGAACAAUACAGGAUAUUUGUGGAUUGUUCAUCAAUAAAUGAAGUGAAGCUUG